Molecule: messenger RNA, 754 nt
Organism: Antrostomus carolinensis (chuck-will's-widow)
Lineage: Eukaryota; Metazoa; Chordata; Aves; Caprimulgiformes; Caprimulgidae
Product: anomalous homeobox protein
Exons: 5
Biological process (GO): regulation of transcription by RNA polymerase II; regulation of skeletal muscle cell proliferation; skeletal muscle fiber development
Cellular component (GO): nucleus; transcription regulator complex
Molecular function (GO): RNA polymerase II cis-regulatory region sequence-specific DNA binding; DNA-binding transcription factor activity, RNA polymerase II-specific
Source: RefSeq, a predicted model, not a curated record
AUGAAGCGGUUCAUGGCCAUGUUAAACAGGAAUAAAAACAAGGAUCCCCCGCCUGCCAAGCUGCUGGAUCUAGCAGGACAGCUUUGCCGGGACCUCCGGGACUCAUCUAGUCUGGAGAAGCUGGUUGGGGCCAUAAUGGGAUGCAAACACAAGAUGUAUUUUCUCACUAAUAUCCACGUUGUCCGAGCUUGUGUGUUUGUUCAUAUCCGUAACGGGCAGCAUGACACAGCCUGCAGACUCCUGGAGUAUUGUAAGGCAGAAGAGAAGGAGGAGCUGGUGCAACUUUGGCAUGAGAUUCACUACCGGAGGGUUAUGGAGAAACACCACACGGAUUUCUUGACACCACUGCAGAAAUUUCGUUGCAGGAAGAGGAAUCCUCCACCUGUUUCCCUUUGUCCUGAAGGUUUGAAGAAUCGAAACUAUUCAGAUGAAGUACGCCAGCAACUGCACAGGUUUGCUGCAGAGGUGACAACAAGUCCAAACAAGGAACAGCGGGAGGGAUUGGCUCGGGACAUGAACCUACAACCAACUCAGGUCUACAAUUGGUUUGCAAAUUAUCGACGACGUCAAAAAUCCUGCCUCCCUCCUACGGAAAAGUUCAACAACUCAUAUCCUGAGGGGGCUUUGACUUGUCACACAAAGGAGCAGCAGGAUAAAGGAUCCUACACUCCACAAACUGCAGAUGAACAGCUGGCCAUGUGGCAGGCCCCUUCAAGCACCGGAGGAGUCUCUGGCUGGACCCCAGUUAUAGAAG